GCCCCCCCGCGCCCCGCGCCCCCAGCCCGGUCCCGCCGCGGUCCAGCCCGAGCCAUGGGGCCGGAGCCGCAGUGAGCACCAUGGAGCUGGCGGCCUGGUGCCGCUGGGGGCUCCUCCUCGCGCUUCUGCCCCCCGGAGCCGCGGGCACCCAAGCAGUGUGCACCGGCACGGAUAUGAAGCUGCGGUUCCCCGCCAGUCCCGAGACCCACCUGCAAAUGCUCCGCCACCUCUACGAGGGCUGCCAGGUGGUACAGGGUAACUUGGAGCUCACCUACCUGCCUGCCAAUGCCAGCCUCUCCUUUCUGCAGGAUAUCCAGGAGGUCCAGGGCUACAUGCUGGUGGCUCACAGCCUGGUGAGGCAGAUCCCACUGCAGAGGCUGCGGAUCGUGCGCGGCACCCAGCUCUUCGAGGACAACUAUGCACUGGCCGUGCUGGACAAUGGAGACCCCCUGGACAAUGCCACCCCUGUCAUGGGGGCUGCCCCAGGAGGCCUGCGGGAGCUGCAGCUUAGAAGCCUCACAGAGAUCUUGAAGGGCGGAGUUUUGAUCCAGCGGAACCCCCAACUCUGCUACCAGGACACGAUUUUGUGGAAGGACAUCUUUCACAAGAACAACCAGCUGGCUCGCACAGUGAUAGACACCAACCGCUCCCGGACGUGCCGGCCCUGUGCCUCAUCUUGUAAAGAUAACUAUUGCUGGGGAGAAAGUUCUUCGGACUGUCAAAUCUUGACAGGCACCAUCUGUGCCAGUGGCUGUGCCCGCUGUAAAGGCCGGCAGGCCACCGAUUGCUGUCACGAGCAGUGUGCCGCGGGCUGCACGGGUCCCAAGCACUCUGACUGCCUGGCCUGCCUCCACUUCAACCAUAGUGGCAUCUGUGAGCUGCACUGCCCGGCUCUGGUCACCUACAACACAGACACCUUCGAGUCCAUGCCCAACCCUGAGGGCCGUUACACCUUUGGCGCCAGCUGCGUGACCUCCUGUCCUUACAACUACCUGUCUACGGAUGUGGGGUCCUGCACCCUGGUCUGCCCCCCGAACAACCAGGAAGUGACAGCCGAGGAUGGAACACAGCGGUGUGAAAAAUGCAGCAAACCCUGUGCCCGAGUGUGCUAUGGUCUGGGCAUGGAACACCUGCGGCUAGCAAGGGCAGUCACCAGUGCCAACAUCCAGGAGUUUGCUAACUGCAAGAAGAUCUUUGGGAGCCUGGCAUUUUUGCCAGAGAGCUUUGAUGGGGACCCCGCCUCCAACAUUGCCCCCCUGCAACCUGAGCACCUCCAAAUCUUUGAGACCCUGGAGGAGAUCACAGGUUACCUGUACAUCUCCGCGUGGCCAGACAGCCUGCCUGACCUCAGUGUCUUCCAGAACCUUCAAGUCAUCCGGGGACGCGUUCUACAUGAUGGCGCCUACUCGCUGACUCUCCAAGGCCUGGGCAUCCGCUGGCUGGGGCUGCGUUCGCUGCGGGAGCUGGGCAGCGGGCUGGCCCUCAUCCAUCGCAACGCCCACCUCUGCUUCAUACACACGGUGCCCUGGGACCAGCUCUUCCGGAACCCCCACCAGGCCCUGCUUCACAGUGGCAACCGGCCAGAGGAUGCGUGUGCGGGCGAGGGCCUGGCCUGCUACCAUUUGUGUGCCAAUGGGCACUGCUGGGGGCCGGGGCCCACCCAGUGCGUCAACUGCAGUCAGUUCCUCCGGGGCCAGGAAUGUGUGGAGGAAUGCCGAGUCCUGCAGGGGCUUCCCAGGGAGUAUGUGAGUGACAGGCACUGUCUGCCCUGCCAUGCUGAGUGUCAGCCCCAGAAUGGCUCAGUGACCUGCUUUGGAUCGGAGGCGGACCAGUGUGAGGCCUGUGCUCACUACAAGGACCCUCCCUUCUGUGUUGCGCGCUGCCCCAGUGGCGUGAAGGCUGACCUCUCCUACAUGCCCAUCUGGAAGUUUCCAGAUGAGGAAGGCACAUGCCAGCCAUGCCCCAUCAACUGCACCCACUCAUGCGUGGACCUGGAUGACAAGGGAUGCCCUGCGGAGCAGAGAGCCAGCCCUGUGACGUCCAUUAUCGCUACCGUGGUGGGCGUCCUGUUGUUCGUGGUCAUGGGAGUUGUCCUUGCGAUUCUGAUCAAGCGAAGGCGCCAGAAGAUCCGGAAGUACACGAUGCGGAGGCUGCUGCAGGAAACCGAGUUGGUGGAGCCUCUGACACCCAGUGGAGCGAUGCCCAACCAAGCUCAGAUGCGGAUCUUGAAAGAGACUGAGCUAAGGAAGGUGAAGGUGCUUGGAUCCGGAGCUUUUGGCACAGUCUACAAGGGCAUCUGGAUCCCAGAUGGAGAGAAUGUGAAAAUCCCCGUGGCCAUCAAAGUGUUGAGGGAAAACACAUCCCCCAAAGCCAACAAAGAAAUCUUGGAUGAAGCUUAUGUGAUGGCUGGCGUGGGGUCCCCCUAUGUGUCUCGCCUCCUGGGCAUCUGCCUGACAUCCACGGUGCAGCUAGUGACACAGCUGAUGCCCUAUGGCUGUCUUCUGGACCACGUCCGAGAACACCGAGGGCGCCUCGGCUCCCAGGACCUGCUCAACUGGUGUGUGCAGAUAGCCAAGGGCAUGAGCUACUUGGAGGACGUGCGGCUGGUACACAGGGACCUGGCUGCCCGCAACGUGCUGGUCAAAAGUCCGAAUCACGUCAAGAUUACAGACUUCGGGCUAGCGCGGCUGCUGGACAUUGAUGAGACUGAGUACCAUGCGGAUGGGGGCAAGGUGCCCAUCAAGUGGAUGGCACUGGAGUCCAUUCUCCGCCGGCGGUUCACCCACCAGAGUGACGUAUGGAGCUAUGGUGUGACUGUGUGGGAACUCAUGACUUUUGGAGCCAAACCCUACGAUGGAAUACCAGCCCGGGAGAUCCCUGACCUACUGGAGAAGGGGGAGAGGCUGCCCCAGCCCCCCAUCUGCACCAUUGACGUCUACAUGAUCAUGGUCAAAUGUUGGAUGAUUGAUUCUGAAUGCCGGCCAAGAUUCCGGGAGUUGGUGGCUGAAUUUUCCCGCAUGGCCAGGGACCCCCAGCGCUUUGUGGUCAUCCAGAAUGAGGACUUGGGCCCAUCCAGCCCCUUGGACAGCACCUUCUACCGCUCACUGCUGGAGGAUGAUGACAUGGGGGACCUGGUAGAUGCUGAGGAGUACCUGGUACCCCAGCAGGGUUUCUUCUGCCCAGACCCUGCCCCAGGCACAGGGGGUACUGCCCACCGCAGGCAUCGAAGCUCAUCCACCAGGAGUGGAGGUGGUGAGCUGACCCUGGGGCUGGAGCCCUCUGAGGAAGAACCCCCCAGGUCUCCACUGGCCCCCUCAGAAGGGGCUGGCUCCGAUGUGUUUGAUGGUGACUUGGGGGUGGGGGCAGCUAAGGGGCUGCAGAGCCUACCCCCCCACGACCUCAACCCUCUGCAGCGGUACAGCGAGGACCCCACAGGACCCCUGCCCCUGGAGACGGACGGCUACGUUGCUCCCCUCACCUGCAGCCUCCAGCCAGAAUAUGUGAACCAGCCGGAAGUCCGGUCGCAGCCCAGCUCACCCCUGGAGGGUCCUCUGCCUCCUGUCCGACCUGCUGGGGCCACUCUGGAAAGGCCCAAGACUCUCUCCCCUGGGAAGAAUGGGGUUGUCAAAGAUGUUUUUGCCUUUGGGGGUGCCGUGGAGAACCCAGAGUACUUGGCACCUCGGGGAGGCGCUGUCACACAACCCCACGCUCCUCCAGCAUUCAGCCCAGCCUUCGAUAACCUUUACUACUGGGACCAGGACCCAUCGGAACGGGGGGCUCCACCCAGCACCUUUGAAGGGACCCCUACAGCAGAAAACCCUGAGUACCUGGGCCUGGAUGUCCCAGUGUGAGCCAGAGGCCAAAUGUGCCGAGGCCCUGCUGUGCCCCUGGAGUUGGGGCAGGCCUGACCUGCAGCCCGUCGUCACUGGAAGGCCGGCCAAGGGCUCUCUGACCACGGCAAGGGGAGCUUGCUGUGCCGGAAACAUGCUCCAAGGAGCCUUCCUGCCUGCCUGAAUUCCCAGGCAGCCAAGAGGGGCCCAGCCUGGUUGGUAGAAGGGGCGUACUGGGCACUGGUUGAUUUUGGAGCCCUGCUCCAGACUUCGGAUGCUACCGCCAUAGUCUGCACACCCCGAGGCUGUGGCCCUGCCCGACCUUCUUCCAGACCUUGAGUUCUGAAGGACCGAAGGAGGCUGGGCCUAGGAGAGAAGAGGUGCCAAAGGCCUAAGAAUGAGGACAACCCCCAAACAGACUGUCCCUGAGAUCUAGUGCUCUCCUCUGCCCCAGGAGGAAGGGAGCUGCACUAGUGUCCAGGCCAAUCCUUGUACAGAAUACCUUUUUGCUUGGUUUUUACAUAUUUUUGUUUUUUUAAAGAUGAAAUAAGGAC
Messenger RNA from Perognathus longimembris pacificus (Pacific pocket mouse), 4384 nucleotides. It is a transcript of the gene Erbb2, whose product is annotated as erb-b2 receptor tyrosine kinase 2. The record is from RefSeq and is a predicted model, not a curated record. Gene Ontology annotation, biological process: neuron differentiation; positive regulation of MAPK cascade; cell surface receptor protein tyrosine kinase signaling pathway. Gene Ontology annotation, molecular function: transmembrane receptor protein tyrosine kinase activity; ATP binding. Gene Ontology annotation, cellular component: basal plasma membrane; signaling receptor complex. Bases 81 to 3851 code for a protein of 1256 amino acids. NCBI's taxonomy places the organism in Eukaryota, Metazoa, Chordata, Mammalia, Rodentia, Heteromyidae. The transcript is spliced from 27 exons.